Messenger RNA from Paramecium sonneborni, 446 nucleotides. The record is from the annotation of a GenBank genome assembly. Lineage: Eukaryota; Ciliophora; Oligohymenophorea; Peniculida; Parameciidae.
AUGUUUAAUAAACUGCUAUAUACUUUUUAAAUAGAAUAAUAAACGUAUUAAAAAGAGUAAAGUAAUUACAUCAUAUUUAGAUAGAUGGUUUAUAUGAUCAUUAAGAAAAACCAAUUAUAUUUAAUGAUGCUAAUAUUGAAUAAUUAAAAUAAAUAAAAAUAGAAAAAAUAAUAUUACCUAACUAAUUACUAAAAUUAAAAACAUUAGAUUAUCAAUUACUUGCUAAAGAGUUAGAAAAUAUACCAAUUUUAUUUCAUCAUAAACAAUAAAAGAAAGUAAAAAAUAGAUCUAGCUAAUAGUUAUUCACUUUUAUAAAUAGUUUGAUAAAAUAAGCUUUGAUUUUAUUAGUAUCUGAAUAAUAAUUAAAAAAUUUCAAUCUAAGCUGUUAUAAUUAUAGCCGAGAUUAAAUAGGUUUAGAUAUUAAUUAUAAUAAAUUAAAAGAUUGA